UCUUCCCGUUAUAUUAUCUAUGUUAUUUUAACAGAUUUGGAUUCUGGAAUUUGUAUAGUUCUAAUUGAGUAUUAAAUGAAUUUCUAAUUCAUACAGAUCAGAAGGAUUUCACCACCCAAAUUGGAGAUCCAACUUGAACGAAACACAAGCCACGACAGGACCAUGUCUCAACAAGUUUCUUCCGAUUCUCCCAUUUCUGAACAAGCUUCUUACGCCAGUGCCCAUGAGAUUACACCGGCUACACCCGAGGCUAGGGGCGGAGCCACACAGGGUUUACGGAUCCUGCCUCCGCCACUAUCCGAGGCUUUUUAUACACCCCCACAGCAACAAAAUGAGAACGUAGAAGCCAUUGAUCAUGAUGAAGAGGUUGACUGUGAUCUGACUACUCCUUCAUGGGGAAUGUCCUUAGCCUUAGGCUUUCAGCAUUAUUUGGUAAUGCUAGGGAAGACCGUUCUAAUUCCUACCAUUUUAGUUCCUCUGAUGGGGGUGCGAUGUAAGUCUUUAUGGUUUAAGUUAAAUAUAUAUAAGAAUGAAAUUUGA
This is a messenger RNA of Vicia villosa (hairy vetch), 540 nucleotides long. RefSeq names its product nucleobase-ascorbate transporter 7-like. The transcript is spliced from 4 exons. The coding region runs from base 163 to 540 and encodes 125 amino acids. The record is from RefSeq and is a predicted model, not a curated record. NCBI's taxonomy places the organism in Eukaryota, Viridiplantae, Streptophyta, Magnoliopsida, Fabales, Fabaceae.